CUGGCGCUCAUAUGCCUCUUAACCAAAUUAAGCAUUUUCAGAAUCCAAAGGCUCUUCGAGUUCCAACAUUUCCAUUAUCCUGUGGUCGAACUCGGUCCAAUAGAUGUCUCAUUAGUUUCAGUGAUCAAAGAUAGAGAUGUACGCUUUGUGUUUAGGGUGGAAAGCAAUGGAGUGUCAUGGCAGAUUACUCGAUCCCGUGACCAGUUAUCCCAAUUUGAUCGACAGCUGCAUCACUGUGUGUUCGAGAGACGAUUCUCACGUCUUGAAGAGUUGGAAAUUCUGGAGGAAACAAAUGAGAACAGUGUCAAGGCGGUUUUGGAGAGGUACACGGUUCGUCUCUCACAACUUACUGGUAGUAUUAUUACAUGCUGUCCCGUGCUUGACUUUCUAGAGGUUGGCCAUCGCGGAGGUCACUUUGAGCCUGUAGAAGAUACUGCCAUCAACACGCCAGCGGUCGCAGCCGCUAUUGUCACUAAACACUUCGAGCCAACAUCAAAGAGUCAUCCUCGUCUGAAGGUCUUCUACCCUGUUUCGAUUCAUUUUUAA
Haemonchus placei is the source of this 546-nucleotide messenger RNA. The record is from the annotation of a GenBank genome assembly. NCBI's taxonomy places the organism in Eukaryota, Metazoa, Nematoda, Chromadorea, Rhabditida, Trichostrongylidae.